Molecule: messenger RNA, 3229 nt
Organism: Phoenix dactylifera (date palm)
Lineage: Eukaryota; Viridiplantae; Streptophyta; Magnoliopsida; Arecales; Arecaceae
Source: RefSeq, a predicted model, not a curated record
UUAGCUAUUCACCUCUCGGUCGGCACUCUUCACUACUCUUGCUCCUUUCGGACCGACUGCGGCAGCCAUGAUCCCAACCCUCCUCCUCCUCCUCUUCAUCGGCCUCCUCCCGCCGGCGGUCUCCGCCUCCGCCGGCGUCGCCGUAAGCACCUGCCGCUCCUUCUGUGGCAACAUCACGGUGGACUACCCCUUCGGCCUGCGCCCCGGGUGCGGCCACGCGGGCUUCCGCGACCUACUCUUCUGCAUUAACGGGGUGCUGAUGCUCCACCUUCCCUCCGGCUCCUACCGCGUGCUCGACGUCGACUACGCCUACCGGGGGCUCACCCUCCACGAUCCGGCCAUGUCCGACUGCUACGCCCUCGCCCGCUCCCCCGGUGGCCGCGGCAACGGCUUCGUCGUGGAGCCGUGGCGGGCCCCCUACCUCCAGCCCGACCCGGACAACGUCUUCCUCCUGCUGGGCUGCCGCGCCGAGUCGCCACUCUUCCAGGGAUUCCCCGGGAAGCACCUCCCCUGCCGCAACGUCUCCGGGAUGGGCUGCGAGGAGUACUACCGCUGCCCGGCCUGGGCGGAGUUCCCCGGCGGCGGAGGGGCGACCUCGAGGAGGGACUCUGCCGCGUACGGGGCGGCGAGCCCGCCGGAGUGCUGCGCGGUGGAGUUCGGGGCGAUCCGGGCGAUCAACCUGAGCCAUCUGGGGUGCGAGGGCUACAGCAGCGCCUACAGCCUGGCCCCGGUGCGGGCGCUGGGGCCCGGGGCAUGGGCCUACGGCAUCCGAGCCACCUACUCGCUGCCCGCCGAGCACCAGGGCUUCUGUGGGGCCUGCCGGGCCACCGGCGGCGUGUGCGGCUACGACGAAACCACCAACGGCAACCUCUGCCUCUGCGGGGAUCGGAACUCCACUUCCAACUGCGACUCGGUGGGCUCGACGGGCGCAAGCGUUGAUGGCUCGUUGUCCCUGUCAAUUCUAGUCGGAGGAAUAUUGAUCGCCAUGAUGACUUGGAUUCCUGCCUUCUAGAAUCCCACAAUCCCCUUGCUGAGCUUCCAACCAUGGCACGAUAUAUAGUACAGAUUCUAUCUUGCAGAUUUGAACUUUUUUUCUUUAUACAUAUUUCCAUUUUUUUGAUUGAUGAGAGUUCAUUUCAGACUAGAUCAAGUUCUGGUGGGAUUUCUAUGUCAACCUUAUUCGCCUCAUCUUCCAUGAGUGAUAUAGCAUGAACCAAAUAUAGUUUUCCAACUUUCUCUAAUUUUAUCAUCAAUCCAACAGCUUUUAAGAUUGAAUGUGCGGUCAUGCAGUUAUAUUUUAUAGCUAGGGGUGCAUAUGGGUUUGGUCAAGCAAGACCGAUGCCGUACCGGGCUUGUUAGGGUGGUUAGGUUGGGAUUCUUAAUAGGAUCAUGACAAUUCUUAUUCCAAUUUUUUUAAACUCGGUCAAAUUAGUUCAGCUUUGGAUCGAAAGCUUUGAUAACCUAGAUCCAAACCUACUCGAUCCAUAUGCAUACAUCCAUGUGUGUUUGUACGCAUGCUCAUAUGUGGUUGAUUUUCAUAGGUUCUCCACUCAUGAUUUUGGUUAGUUGUGCUUGUUUUGAUUGAGAUGAUUUAUUGUGAUUGUAGGUUGCAACAUAUAACAGUCUAGAUUUAUGAAUGUUUUAAAUUUUAUAAUAAGAUAUCUUUGAAUAUAUAUAAAUCAUGAUCGAUCGUAUUGAUUUGGGCCUUGAGAAUUGAGAGAUCCUUCAUUGUUUUGAAUAGAAAUCUUUUGGAGCCAAAGUCUCUCCAUACAUAUAUACAUACAUACAUACAUAUAAUCUUUUCUAAUUUAACUCUUAUUAUUGAUUAAUUUUAUUGAAUAAAAUUAUUGUUUUAUUUGCCAUUUUCAAAUUUUUUUUGGUAAUCUGAGAACCAACUCAAACCAAUUUGAUUAUGAUUAGGUUAUGUUGGGUUGGUUCCAAUAUUGAUUUAUUCAAUUUUGGUCUGAAAAUUAAGAAACAAUUGAGAUCGGAUCAGCUUUAUACUAGAUUUUAACCCAAACCAACCUGCCUAUAUACAACCCCUAAUUAUGGGCGAUAUUUUUUUUCUUUCCAGAUAGGGAAUGGUCAGCAUAUUCAUUUUAGUCAAUCCUUUAUUUAAUGGUUGAAAAAAAAAAUUAAUAGGCAGCAUCUCAAAUUCCCUUUGAGACACAACUACAUUGGCCCAAAUAGCUUCAAGGAACCCUAAGAUCAUGAGGAUGAUUUUGAGCAAGAGUUACUAGAGGAUCCUAAGGUCCAAUUUAAUGACAAUACUAUUUAAUGAAACUAUGAGGCAUGUGCUCGUAAAAUAUUGGCAGAAGAAAUUGCAAGAUUAGCUGCCCAUUACAUCUAGUAUUGAGUCCAAAUAUUUUUGAUACAUGAUCAUGAUGCAGGAGACCAUGAUCUUAUCCUUGAUGUUUUUUUUCUUCUUCUCAAAGUAUCCAUAUAGAUAAUUUAUCUAAGAGGCUAUGAUUCCAGUGCAUUUUAUGAGAUUCUACUUGAUAAAAUUGUAGUCUAAAACGACAUAUAAUUGGAGAGGCAAAUUUGACCCUCUUUUCUAGAUAAAUUUCUUUUUAACAGCAAUAUUACAGGCUUCAAAAGGAAAACAUUCUUCCUACUAAAAGAAACACUUAAAAUCUCUCUUCUACGCUUUGACCUCUGCUCAUUUUAAUCAACCGAAUUACCACCUAUUGAGUCGGUAGCGGACUGAGAGCAAUUGGAAGGAGGCAUGUGGCCAUGCCAUCACAUGAAGCAACGCCAAUUAUUAGUCCACACCCCACGGAUGCUUGUAUUGUGUUUCCGAGUUAUUUUAAUUCAAAACACAUGCAAGAGAGCACUGAAUGAGACAUGGCGAGAAACGUCGAGGGUGGGAUCCUCCUCCUGGCCCCAAAUGCAGACCGAUGAAUUGAGUCCAGAUAUUGUUUCACCUUCAUCCAUUUAACUAUUUUCUCCCAACCAAUUUCCUUCGUCUCAUAUCUUUUCUCUCCUCCCCUCUGCUUCUAAAUAAAUAAAAUCACUCACCACCGCACUGCAUUGCCCAGGUGCAGUCUCCCGCUGAUUUGAUCAUUCGGUAGAUGGAGCUGGGUUUACUUAAUUGUGGCACUCCACGCCCUAUUUGCUAUAUGGCAGUCGGCCCUUCUUUCUACGUACACAAAAUAUGUUGAAUUUAUAGUUUCAAAAUAAAUUUGAAAAUAAUUUAUUUUUUGGGUUUUACAUUUGCAUUUAUUGAAAA